Messenger RNA from Fukomys damarensis (Damara mole-rat), 3775 nucleotides. RefSeq names its product p53-induced death domain protein 1 (gene Pidd1). Gene Ontology annotation, biological process: signal transduction; apoptotic process; DNA damage response. Bases 686 to 3403 code for a protein of 905 amino acids. Lineage: Eukaryota; Metazoa; Chordata; Mammalia; Rodentia; Bathyergidae. The record is from RefSeq and is a predicted model, not a curated record. Gene Ontology annotation, molecular function: protein binding. The transcript is spliced from 15 exons.
CCGGCGCCCAAAGCGCAGAGCAGGGACGCUGGAGGAGCGGCCCCACGUGCUGUGCUGUGCCCCGGCUCGCGGACGGACCUACGUGUGACGCGAAAGCGGCGGCGGGAGCACCUGCCCCGGCUGCGAAGUGGAGUCCCGUGGCCCUUUCCCCCCCACUGCCCUCCCUGUCACCCUCAGGAUAGAUGAGGUACUGGGCGUUCCGAAAACUGAUGUGUGAAGUCUGAAGGUGGGUUCCCAUCCCCAGACCUGGGCUGGGGGAUCCGGAUGGCUCCAUAGGUCUAGGAGUCAUUUGGCCAAAUUCCAGAAUUAAGACAGGAAAGCCCACGCCUGCCCCCCUGCAAACAAGGCUGUCCAGCUGCUACUGUGGCAGGAUCUCCUUGUCUUGUCCCCUACCCCGCCAUGAGAUUCCAGCUCGGCCCUUUAACAGCAGAGUUGCACCCCCCGGAGCUGCAGUGACUACAGGAACUCCCCACGCUGAUCAGCCCUGGCCUUGGGCUGGCUCUGGGUCUGAUGGCUGGACUGAGGGCUCUGGCCUCCAGCCUCCCUCCGGUACCCCGUGGGAGGAGGGUCCCAGCCCCCACUGCUGCCUAUUCUUGCCUGCCUCUGCAGCCGCCCUGGGCCCCGCCUGAGCAGGCUUGCCUGACAAGCUGGGACAUGCCUGUCCCUGGAGGACCAUCGGUGGGCGAUGGCUGCGGUGGUGGAGGGGUUGGAGCUGGAGAAAGCGGGAGCUGCAGAAGACACGGCAGGACUUGCAGUGCAGACUGUGGAUGCCAAGCCUGGGCCGCCUCCUGUCUUGGCUGGGAACUGGCUGAACUUGGACCUAUACCCUGGGGGCUGCCACCGGCUGUUGCACCUGUGUGCCCAGCAGCCCUCACCGCUGCUGCAGGUGGAGUUCUUGCAGCUGAGCACCCACGAGAACCCUCGGCUGCUAGAGACCACCCUGGCCCAGGUGCCCUGGAGCCAGCUGCACCUCCGCUCUCUGGUCCUCAAAGGAGGGCAAAGCCGGGGUGCCCUGGGUGCCUGCCUCCGGGGCACCCUGACCACGUUGCCUACUGCCCUGAGUGGCCUGGCCCACCUGGUCCACCUAGACCUGAGCUUCAAUAGUCUGGAGACACUGCCAGCCUGUGUCCCACAGCUUCGUGGCCUGGGCACCCUUCUGUUGUCUUACAACCACCUGUCGGAGCUGCCAGAGGCCUUGGGGGCCCUGCCCACCCUCACCUUCCUUGCUGUGACACACAACCUCCUGCAGAGGCUGCCCACAGCACUGGGGGCCCUGGCUACCCUGCAGCGCCUUGACCUCUCCGAGAACCUCCUAGACACUCUGCCCCCUGAGAUUGGAGGUCUGAGCAACCUGAGUGAGCUCAAUCUGGCCUCCAACCGGCUUCGGAGCCUCCCAGCUUCCCUUGUGGGAUUGCAAUCCCUGCAGCUCCUUGUUCUGCACAGCAACCUCCUGACCUCAGUGCCUGCUGGCUUGGCCCACCUCCCCUUGCUCACACGGCUGGAUCUGAGAGACAACCAGCUCCGGAACCUGCCCCCUGAGCUACUGGACGCCCCUUGUGUAUGCCUACAGGGGAACCCCCUGGGUGAAGCCUCACCAGACUUCUCAACCCGCUCAGGGACACCCCAGGAUCUGGAGAUGCCCACUCUGUUCCUGACUUCAGAUGUGAAUAGCUUCCCUGUAACCCCACAAGGCUGCUCUGUGACUCUAGCCUGCGGUGUCCGCCUGCAGUUCCCAGCUGGGGCCACUGCGGUCCCUGUCACCAUCCACUAUCGACUGUGGCUGCCGGAGCCAAGCCUCGUCUCCCUGGGUCCUCAUGAUUCUCUGCUCAGUGGUGUCCUGGAGCUGUGGCCACAUGGCGUGGCCUUCCAGCAGGAUGUGAGCCUGUGGCUGCUUUUUGUCCCACCACGGGCCCGUCGUUGCCAUGAGGUGGUGGUCAGGACUCGGAGUGAGGACAGCUGGAGGGACCUGGAGACUCACCUGGAGGAAGAGGCCCCAAAGCGGCUCUGGGCUCACUGCCAGGUACCUCACUUCUCCUGGUUCCUUGUGGUUUUACGCCCUGUGUCCAAUACCUGCAUUGUACCACCAGAGGGGACGCUGUUGUGCUCCUCGGGUCAUCCGGAAGUCAAGGUCAUCUUCCCUCCAGGGGCCACUGAGGAGCCUCGUCAUGUCUCCAUGCAGGUGGUACGCAUGGCUGGCCGGGAGCUACGAGCCCUCCUGGGGGAGCCUGAGGCUUCUGUGAGCCCCUUGCUGUGCCUCACACAGCACAGCCCUGCUGGCUUCCUCUGCCCAGUCACCGUGCAGCUGCCCCUACCCCCUGGUGUCACAGGCUUCAGUCUAGACCGCUCCCGCCUGCACCUGCUGUACCGGGCCCCUCCUGCAGCCACCUGGGAUGACAUCACAGCCCAGGUGGCCCUGGAGCUCACUCACCUAUAUGCACGCUUCCAGGUCACACAUUUCUCCUGGUACUGGUUGUGGUACACCACCAAGACCUGUGUGGAGGGCCUGGCGCGCAAGGCUUGGGAGCGGCUGCGGCUUCACCAGGUCAACCUCAUUGCUCUGCAGCGCCGCCGGGACCCUGAGCAGGUGCUGCUGCAGUGCCUGCCCCGGAACAAGGUUGAUGCCACCCUGAGGCGACUGCUGGAGCGCUACCGUGGCCCUGAGCCCUCUGACACUGUGGAGAUGUUCGAGGGAGAGAAGUUCUUUGCUGCCUUUGAGCGGGGCAUUGAAGUGGAUGCUGAUCGCCCAGACUGUGUGGAAGGCCGGAUCUGCUUUGUCUUCUACUCACACUUGAAAAAUAUGAAGGAAGUCUACAUUACCACCGCCCUGGACCGGGAGACUCAGGCUGUUCGAGGCCAGGUGUCCUUCUACCGUGGCUCAGUGCCCAGAGAGGUGCCUCAGGAGGCCGAGGCUGCACGGCAGAAGAAGGGUGCAGAUGCCCUGUGGAUGGCCACCCUGCCCAUCAAGCUGCCGAGGUUCCGGACGUCUGCAGGGCACAGGCAGGGGCCUGGCCUCUCCCUGGUGCCCCUGAACCUGGGUGAUGCUGAGACCGGCUUUCUGACUCAGAGCAACCUGCUGAGUGUGGCAGGGCGGCUGGGUCCUGACUGGCCAGCUGUGGCCCUGCACCUGGGCUUGCCAUAUCACGAGCUGGAGCGCAUCCGGCACAAGUUCCGGGAUGACCUGGACGGGCAGAUUCGCCACAUGCUCUUCUCCUGGGCGGAGCACCAGGCUGGACAGCUGGGGGCAGUAGGGCGCCUGGUGCAGGCCCUGGAGAAGAGUGACCGGCGGGAUGUAGCUGAUGAGGUGCGGGCAGUCUUGGAGCUUGGCCGCCACAAGUACCAGGACAGCAUUCGUCGCACAGGCUUGGCACUCAAGGACCCCACCCUGCCAGGCACUUCCUCUUAGCAGCCCCUAGAGCCUGAGCCAGCCUAGUCCACAGGCUCGGAGCUGGCCUUCACUGUACCCAGCCCUGAUUGUGCCCUGAUAGCACCCCUUGUGCAACAAGCUGCAAUGUGCCCUUUGCCAUCUCAGAGCUUGAUUGAUUUGUCAGUGGAGAAGCAAUUGGAGGGAGGGCUGGCCUGGUGAUGCAGGCCCAGCCCUGUGCUCCAGCCCUUUCCUCCACCAGCCUCCUGGUCUUGUCUUCCCAGGGGUGGGAGGGUCAGCUGAACUCUACAAAGUGAAGGCUGGAGGAGGGUUUGGUUUUCGUGCCUGUAAUCUCAGCCCUUGUGAGACAGGCAGAAGGAUCACCUUGAAUCUGAGGCCCAUAUGGGCUAUAGA